Molecule: messenger RNA, 1794 nt
Organism: Lentinula edodes (shiitake mushroom)
Lineage: Eukaryota; Fungi; Basidiomycota; Agaricomycetes; Agaricales; Omphalotaceae
Product: dihydroxyacetone kinase
Exons: 4
Coding region: 1-1794 (597 amino acids)
Biological process (GO): glycerol catabolic process
Cellular component (GO): cytosol
Molecular function (GO): glycerone kinase activity; ATP binding
Source: RefSeq, a predicted model, not a curated record
AUGGCCUCGAAACACUUGAUCAAUUCGCCUUCCACCCUCGUUAUCGAGUCACUCGAGGGCCUUUGCUUGCUCAAUCCCGAUUUGAGACUGGAUAAGGAUGCUAGAGUGCUCUUCAGGCCUUUAUCUAGCAAUUCAUCUCAGAAAGUUUCUCUCAUUUGCGGUGGUGGCUCAGGCCACGAGCCUGCUCACGCAGCUUUCGUCGGGAAAGGACUUCUCACUGCCGCUGUAUCCGGAAGUGUCUUCGCAAGUCCUAGUGGAAAACAGGUCAGGCGAGCGGUCGAAUUGGUGCAUCCGCAAAAUUCGAGUUCGGGCAAUACUGAAGAAGGAGCGGGAACGUUGAUCAUUGUCAAGAACUAUACAGGAGACGUACUGAACUUUGGACUGGCCAAAGAAGCAUUAGGCUCAUAUCCGGCAUAUGCCAACUCAGUUCGUUUCCUCACCGUCGCUGACGAUGUUGCUGUCCCUCGUUCUCGAAUCACUCUUGUUGGACGACGGGGGCUUGCUGGAACUGUCCUGACGUACAAAAUUAUUGGUGAGUUGGCUGCGAGGGGUGCGAGUUUAGAUGAAGUUGAGAAAGUUGGUCAAUACGUGGCGGAGAAUCUGGCUUCCAUCGGUGUCGCCACCGGCCAUUCACAUGUACCUGGAACCGAGCGGGGACAGGAUGUAUUGGGAGAAGACGAGAUUGAAAUUGGUAUGGGAAUUCAUAACGAACCAGGGGUUCUACGUCUCCACGGUUCCAGCGGCCUUCCGCCUCCUUUAUCCGAAAUUAUGCCUCGUCUCGUUAAUCUGUUGACUGUUUCCCAAGAAGAAGAUCCUGAACGAGGCUGGGUCUCAUUCGCACCUUCCGCCGAUGUGGUGUUGAUGGUGAACAACCUCGGUGGCCUAUCACCCCUUGAACUCUCCGCUGUGUCUGUAGAGGCCACAAAAGUCAUAUCGGACAAAGGAUUGAAAAUCAAAAGAGUGCUGUGUGGGACGUAUAUGACAAGUUUGAAUAUGCCGGGGUUCUCUCUGACUUUGUUACAGCUGCCGAGUGCAGGACAAGAGCCAAGUCAAGAUCUGCUUCUCUCUCUUCUUGAUUCUCCAGCAGAAGCUUCUGGUUGGGGCUGGGUUUCUAGCAGAGCACCUAUCCCCUUAUCUGACCAGAUAGUUUCAACCCCGUCAUCAUCCACGUCUGUGUCUACUACCAAAACUACCUCGUCAAAUGAUGAAGGCGCGAGACAAGUUGUUGAGGUUAUCAGACGCGCCUGCAACGCUCUCAUUCAUGUUGAGCCUGAAUUGACACGAAUGGAUACAGUUGCAGGAGAUGGUGAUUGCGGAUUAACGUUAAAGGCCGGCGCCGAAGGCGUACUAUCACUCAUCCAAUCCAAUGAAAUAAAUGGUCAUGAUCUUCCAACAACUUUCAUCGCGAUCGCUGGUGUUGCCGAGGACAAGAUGGGCGGAACAAGCGGAGGGUUGUAUUCCAUAUUCUUCUCUGCACUCGCUCAAGGACUACGCUCUUCUUCUUCAACCCCAGAAGUCAACUGGCCUUCAGCAUUGAACCACGCCCUUACGAAACUGUACACCUACACUCGUGCACGCCCUCCAUCGCGUACGCUCGUCGAUCCUCUCGAUGCUUUCGUGAAGGGUCUAUCUACAGACAAAGCUGAUUUUUUUAAGUCGUGCGAGAAAGCACAAGAAGCUGCUCGAGCCACGAAGGGGAUGCAAGCAAAGGCAGGGAGGGCUGUAUAUGGAGGUGGAGAGGAAAGCGAAGAGGAGAUGGAUCCGGGUGCGUGGGGAGUAGCUAUUUUGAGCUGA